UUACGCUUUCGCGCAUUUCCUUUCGUAGAGAAGUGUUCUCAGCAUCUCAUCGCUAACUCCAUUCCAGUGUGCGCUACAAGCGACCUUGCGCCUGUUUUGAAGGGAAAAUAUUCCCUCGUUUUUCUGUCUGAAAGUGCACGAUAUGCCGCUUCAAAGUUUCGGUUCGAAGUGAUACGCUGCGGAAUUCGCGCCAUCAAGCUCAGGGAUGGAUCACGUUGCAAUAUUACUCGUGACGUCAAGCACGCUAUUCAACGUGCCGCGAUUCUAAGAGCUCGAGCGACUUACAUAUAUCCAGUUGCAGAGUUGUUGUUCAGUCUGACAAUGCGGCCGUCAUCCGCUAUCAACGUUGCCGCCGUUCUGAUAACAGUACUAUGGGUGUAUGUCACUCAUGCUGUCGAAAUAUUCGGCGAUCGAAACAGAACGUCUGAAACCCAGGUAGACGACUUGCCAAGGAGUAGGUCCUUCUCAAGGUUCUUCUCAGACAGCAGUUAUGUCGCCCUCGGAACCUAUGAAGGAGAAAGCGUUCUUGUGGGAUUCUCACUGAACAUGACGCACGGCGUCUACGACUGUGAUGUCGUAAAUGGAAGAGUACCUGUUGAUGCUGCGUUGAAAUACAUACCAGGACGGAGAAUAACCCAUGUCAAUGAACAGGACCUGGUGUUAUAUCUCGUCUCAUGCACCAAUUUCCUCAGAGUGAACCUGAGAACUCGUUCGGGUAUCUGGCAUUUUCUGCACCAGUUUGCGAUGUACCCAGGAACCAAGUGGUGCGGUUACGGCGACAUUGCCGAAUCGUACGACGAUUUUGGAGAAGCUCGGACGACGGAUACUUGUUGCAGAGAUCACGACAAGGCCGGAGACACCAUCGCCGCGUUCGGGGAGAAGCAUGGUGUAUUCAACAGUCACCUCUACACUAUGAGCAAAUGCGAGAGCGACCGCAAGUUCUACGAAUGUCUGUUGGCGGACCGAACCAGUUCGUCCGGAAAUGUGGGGCUCAUAUACUUCGACAUCCUUCGUAUCUCAUGCUAUGAUUACGCACCUGAAGUCAAAUGCACCUCGUGGUUCCUCUCGUGGUUCCAAGAGGAAACAUGCUGGAUAGACCAGAAAACAGCAAAGCAUUGGCAAACGUUCAGUCCUCCGAGCUUCUCCUCCGAUUACAUGAACAAGUGGGGCGCUACGCCGACAAUUUUUCCAGCGUUCUUUCAAAGAAAAGACCCAGCAAAGAGCUGGAAGCUCCUCUAUAAAGUUCGUGGCUGAUGUACGGAAUUACUCUAAUCGAGCUGUUUUAAUUUAAGCAAUUUGUUGCGAUUUCGUUGAUUGUGCCAAUGUUGUACAGCACUAACCGCUGACAUCAACGCUUCUGACUUUACAGAUGUACAGUAAAAUAACUUGAAAAUUG
Ornithodoros turicata is the source of this 1396-nucleotide messenger RNA. RefSeq lists its product as uncharacterized. The coding region runs from base 322 to 1254 and encodes 310 amino acids. Gene Ontology annotation, biological process: arachidonate secretion; phospholipid metabolic process. NCBI's taxonomy places the organism in Eukaryota, Metazoa, Arthropoda, Arachnida, Ixodida, Argasidae. The record is from RefSeq and is a predicted model, not a curated record. The transcript is spliced from 6 exons.